AUGACUGAUGAAACCGGUCACUAUCUUUACACUACAAGAUCAGAAAACAAUAGUAGACCGAUAGAAUUAUUAAAAUAUUUGAAACAUUCCAUUGCAAAAUCUCAAUGUAUGGAAGACAAAUGGGACCACUCAGUCACUUCUAAUCAUACAAUACCUUCUACUUUUAAACAAACUUUGUCAUAUAUUCCCAAUCCUUUUGAAGAGAAUAAAUGUUUGGAAGUUGAAAAAUCUUUUCCUGUUGUCAAUACACCAAACUAUACUAACAAUUUUAAUUAUUCAUCCUCUAAAGAAAAUUUACUUGACUAUUUUAAAUCAUCAGUUAAUCAACAACAUUUUAAUAAUCGAUAUAAUUUAUUCUACCUAAAUGAAUGGUAUCAAUCGUAUCAUGAACGAAGUAUAUUCACACCAACUGAGAAAGAUGAAAAACCAUUGGACUUAUCGUUCAAAACAGAUUCAACUCCCAAUGAAUCGAUUUGGUCAGUUUAG
This is a messenger RNA of Schistosoma turkestanicum, 486 nucleotides long. Lineage: Eukaryota; Metazoa; Platyhelminthes; Trematoda; Strigeidida; Schistosomatidae. The record is from the annotation of a GenBank genome assembly.